Messenger RNA from Notodromas monacha, 2685 nucleotides. NCBI's taxonomy places the organism in Eukaryota, Metazoa, Arthropoda, Ostracoda, Podocopida, Cyprididae. The record is from the annotation of a GenBank genome assembly.
AUGCGGUCUCACUGUAGUUUCACGAAUGCUUACUUGUUGAAGAAGUUGGUCCAGCUGGUCGCAGUCUCGUCGCUGAAUGACGGCGAUCGGAAUCAAGGCGCCGAUGAUGAGCCCCACUCCGCCCCACACCCCCAGUCCCACCCAUUGCCGCCAACUCAGGGUUCACGCAGGAACGCCACUCGCAUCACAGCGUCUUCACCGCAGUAUAUGCCAAUAAUAAAUCGAGUCGAUCGGGGUGCAUUGAAUUUCGCUGGGGGGAUCGUCGAGGAAAUUCCGGAAGAUCCGCGGUUUUCUGCUGAAGACCUUUUUCAAGCCAUCGUGAAGCGCGAAAAUUUGGACUUGAUUAGAAAUUGUUCUGUUGCAUUGGAAGCUGACUUCGGAAAGCUUUCCGUUCAAAGAGACGAAGGGAUCGUCCAACAAUACGAUGCUUUUUCGAAAGCUUGUGGCUUAGCCGAGGAUUAUCUCAGGAACUACGAUGCCAUUCAGUCAUCGCUCGAGACACUGCUUAAGCGCAUCAACACGGCUUUAAAUACCGAAAAUGAAGGAAUAUCCGAUUCAAAUCAAUCCAAGUUCAUCGCUUUGAAUACAAUACAAAAGGAAAUCGGUGAUCUCGAGGCGGCCAAAUCAUUACCCGGGAUCGUAUCCCGAGCGAUUUCUCGCGGGGAUGUCGACAAAGCCGUGAGUGAAUUCCUUCUCGGACGAAAGCACGGAAUGAUGUUAUUCGGAAGUGCUAGAAUUUUCGGAAAAGGUUCGACUUCCGAGUGGAAUCGGGAUUUUCGGGGCGAAUUGGAAGCGGAAUUGAGUGCGUGCGAAAACUCGACGACUAGUGAAAAGCUGGAUUUAUGGCGCGAAAUUCAGUUUUCCGGUGAAGUGUUGAAAACGUGGCUGAGAACUCGGUGCUUGAAUGACGAUGCGAGUCCGGAAGACCUGAUGAAGUGGCUCAAGUGUUUGGAGAAGCUGGGUGAACCGCACUCGGAUUUGUGCCGAUUGUUUUUGAGUCAAUUCGGGAAACAUUUGGGAUCUAGUGUCGAGUGCGUGGAAGCGGCGGAAAUGGAUGAGCAGCAUUUCAAGUGGCUGCCGUUUGAUCGCAGCGCGGGAUUCGGAGAGUUUGUGCAAAAUUCAACGCGCACUUUCUUGAAUAAUGUGCACGAAAUGAUGAGGUUUUUUGAGAGUACGUUUGUCCUGGUGACCCAGGAACGGUAUCAAAUGUUUGCUUUUUGCGAAGAUACUCUGAAUCGUCUGCUGAAUUGCGCUGAAAGUUUCGCCGAGUGCGAAGUGAAGCACAAGCGACUGGAAUCCUUGGCUACUCAUUACAAUUGCCUUUACCAGCAAAUAACAUCAGUUCUGCCUGGGUCUCAUUGUGUCAAGAGGCUCAUGGAACAAGUCCUUCGCAUCUCUGACCUCUGCUGCAUAACUCAGCUGGACGCAAUCCAAUUCCACUUGGACUCGCAAAUUAACCGCAUAAAACACCAGCUGGACGUGAUCCUCUUGCAAAUCCCCGAUGAGGAAUCCAAGCCCAGACUAAGAGACAAAAUCAACGCGUUGCUCAAGAGUCUCGUGUACGCACUGGAAGGCCAGUGGCGGGUUUCUUUGGACCCUUUGCAGGCCUUUCUCGGACCCGGGGUUUCCUUUGCUUCGCCGAAAACCGGGUUCUGUGCCCGCUUCAAGAAAUGCGUCCUUCAGCGCAUGGGUUACGAGUAUUUGAAGCGGUUUUGGUCGAAUGUGGACAAGUUGUGCGACGGUGACGACGACGACGUGCCUCCGGUGAUGCUGUUGGUGUUUUAUCGCGUGUGUCGCGAGUAUGAACGGUGUCUCGUGCCCUACAUGUUCACCACGAUGGUGGAUAAAUUCCAAAACCCCUUUUCCGUCACUGAUUCCGAAGACGAUGCAGAAACGAAGAGCGGAGAGAAAACUCCGCCAACCCCACCAACGAUGGACGUGAACGUUUGUGAAACGAUGAUCGAAAUGGGCAGGAAAUUAGUUGAUAGGUUCGCAUUCCUUCAAGGCGUGGCUUUGGGAAAAAUUGCCAGCGCUGGGUUUGCUUCCAUGGGUCGGCAAAUGAAAUCUGGUGGCGUGAAACACGUGGUUGUUGAUCUGGGCGUGACGGAUUUUUACGUUGACGUGCUUUUGUUGCCUGAUGAGUCGGACCCUGUUGUCCGACAAACGCCGAAUGCGAGGACUUACAUUCAUUUCGGAAUUCUUCCCCCGGCAUCAGCCUCUGUGCUGCAACUCGCUUCCGGUGCCAGUACCCCGCCAAUCUCUUCGCCAAAUGACGUUGCUUCCGAAAAGCAACUCGUUCAACGAUUGAAUCGCUUGUUUGUCGACUGUCCCGAAUUUUAUUCCCGCGUUCAUCCCCGUCGGGACAGCGUGAUGACGUUGAUCAUUUGCAUAAUGACCAAGGCCCUGGGCGAAUCUGUGCGAUUGUGUACCUUCUCUGCAGAGGCAUUGAAGCAAUUGCAGACUGACGCCUAUUUCUUGGCCCUGCGUGGGGCCAAAUUCGUGACUGACGAGCAUCUGUUGUACACCUUGUUGGACGAGGUUCUGGGCAGUGCUGUUGCCGCCGAAGUGGCGGCCAAUGUGGCGGCUGUUGAUGAAAAUGGCGGAAUUGCCUUGGAGGACCUGGAGGCAAUCCUUAGAAUGAAUACCACAUUGAUUUCGAGAAUUCUGAGGGGAAAGCUGGGCUAA